This is a messenger RNA of Drosophila serrata, 1104 nucleotides long. RefSeq names its product tRNA-uridine aminocarboxypropyltransferase 1. The record is from RefSeq and is a predicted model, not a curated record. Gene Ontology annotation, cellular component: nucleus. Gene Ontology annotation, molecular function: tRNA-uridine aminocarboxypropyltransferase activity. Lineage: Eukaryota; Metazoa; Arthropoda; Insecta; Diptera; Drosophilidae. Gene Ontology annotation, biological process: tRNA modification.
CUGCGAUGGGUGUUAUCGAUAACUUUGUACAAGUUGCGGAAAUCGGUUACAUUUAUGGUUUUUUGACCUUUAAAUUGUGAUUUCUUUGUUUAAAACAAGAUGUCGCAUCCCCUGGAUGCCCAAGAGUCGCGCGUACGCAAGCACCCGUUCGUGGGCAUGCGGAUUUCCGACCACACCGUACUGGACACCAUCGAGGGACGGCACAAUUGCCGGCUGUGCCAUCGUUCGAGGAAGUUCUUCUGCUACAAUUGCUACAUACCCGUCGGCGAACUGGCGACUGUGCUGCCCCAACUGAAGCUACCGCUGCUGGUGGACAUAAUCAAGCACAAGAAGGAGAUUGACGGCAAGAGCACGGCUGUGCAUGCGGCCGUCUUGGCGCCGGAACAUGUGCGAAUCCAUACAUUUCCGGACAUACCGGACUAUAGAAAGGAGGACGGGGUGGUGCUGAUCUUUCCCAGCGCCAAGGCGGCCACGGUGCCGCAGCUCUUCGAGCGCAACGUUCAGCUGCAGAUAGGAGAGAACUAUGGCCUACCCAAGGGCCACCACAUGGGAACCAUGCUGCGCCGCCGUAUGGACGAGGUGGAGAUCCAAGGGGACGAUGACAAGCCGGAGCAGGAGCUGCGAUGCUGGAAACUGGACAACCUGCCAAUCCGGCGGGCCGUCUUCAUCGACAGCACGUGGAACCAGAGUCGCGGCAUUUACGCCGACGAGCGGGUCCGAGGCCUGAGAACGGUGGUGCUGCAGAAUCGGCUGUCGCAGUUCUGGCGCCAUCAGCGCGGCAGUCCACGCUGGUACCUAGCCACCAUUGAGGCCAUCCACCAGUUCCUCCUUGAGGUGCACAUCAACGCCUGGGGCCUGAGUGCCCAUUACCGCGGCCUGGACAAUCUGGAGAUAACCGAGAGCUUCCAUCGGCUGGCCGAACCGCUCAAGGUGGUUCCUGCGCCGGCGGCAGCGGAGGAAGUCGUAGACCGGGAAUCGCCAUACAACGGACAGUACGACGACCUGCUUUUCUUCUUCGCCAACAUGUACGAUCUCAUCCACAAAUACUACGAUCACAACGAACUCAUUGCCUAUCGACGUCCCAUUUAGUUAUAGUUUAUAUUC